AUGCAUUUGGGUGGUCUGAGGACUGCCUUGUUCAACUAUCUCUUUGCCAAGAAGCACAAUGGUUCAUUCAUUCUACGUAUCGAGGAUACUGAUCGCACUCGUCUCGUCGAAGGAUCGGCCCAGAACCUCGACGAUUGUCUCGCCUGGGCUGGCAUCCCCUACGACGAAGGACCCAAGCGUCCCCUACCCGACACACCAUCAUACGUUCAGUCCGAGAGACUAAAUAUAUACAAGGAACAUGCAAAGGUGUUGCUUGACUCUGGCGCAGCAUAUCAUUGCUUCUGCACAGCAGAGAGAUUGGAGGCACAGCGAGCAUUGUCAAAGAACAAGGGUCCGGUACAGUUGUAUGACAGGAGUUGUUUGAAGUUGACAAGGGAGGAGGUCGAGCGUCGUCUGCAGCGUGGCGACAGCCAUACAGUGCGCCUGAGGAUACCUCACGAGCGCGCUCACACCAAGUUCACAGACAUUGUCAAGGGCAAUGUGCAGUUCCUCAAUCAACAGAUCGACGAUCAGAUCUUGAUGAAGUCAGAUGGCUUCCCAACAUACCAUCUGGCAUCAGUAGUGGACGAUCAUCUCAUGCGUAUAUCCCAUGUCAUUCGAGGAGAGGAGUGGCUAAACAGCACGCCCAAGCACAUCAUCCUUUACGAGGCCUUUGGUUGGAAGCCUCCACACUUUGCUCACGUCCCUCUCCUUCUCAACUCUGACAAGUCAAAGCUAUCCAAGCGUCAAGGUGAUGUCUCCGUUGACUCUUAUAUUAACAAAGGAUACCUCCCUCAAGCAUUGGUCAACUUUGUAGCUUUGCUCGGAUGGUCUCCAUCAGACACAACCAAGGAGGUCUUCACAUUGGAUGAGUUGAUUGAAUCUAUCAAAGAGAAGUUGUCCAAAUCACUUGAAGGCAAUGUCAUUAUAGACGAUCAAUAUCUGAAACGAGCGAUACAUUGUGUAAAGGAAAGGAUACAUGUCAUUGAUGAUUGUGUAUCAUUGUUGCGACCAUUCUUCAUGUCUGCCGAUUUCUCAACAGAACAAGCCAAAGCUAUGCGACAGAAGGUGUGGCAUGGAGAUCGUUCAGUUAACAAUGUCAAAGUGAUCAUGGAGGAGUUGUCCAGCAUCGAUGGUUCAUCAGAUAACUUCACUGCCGAGAACAUCUAUCAAUCAUUUCAACGUGCCUGUCAAAUCAUUCAUCCAGACUCACAAACAGACAAAGAGCGCACAACAAAGACCAAUCAACUAAUGUCACAACUGCGAUACCUACUCAAUGGCAGUCCAUCCGGUGGCGGAGUGCCCCUCACAAUCGAGAUACUUGGCAAAGACAAAGCUCUCGUACGUCUGACCGAGGCUUUGGCAUUGGCUCAUCAGGCACAAUGA
Messenger RNA from Acytostelium subglobosum LB1, 1365 nucleotides. RefSeq lists its product as hypothetical. The record is from RefSeq and is a predicted model, not a curated record. Lineage: Eukaryota; Evosea; Eumycetozoa; Acytosteliales; Acytosteliaceae. The transcript is spliced from 4 exons. Bases 1 to 1365 code for a protein of 454 amino acids. Gene Ontology annotation, biological process: glutamyl-tRNA aminoacylation. Gene Ontology annotation, molecular function: tRNA binding; ATP binding; zinc ion binding.